Molecule: messenger RNA, 1146 nt
Organism: Plasmodium fragile
Lineage: Eukaryota; Apicomplexa; Aconoidasida; Haemosporida; Plasmodiidae
Exons: 1
Coding region: 1-1146 (381 amino acids)
Source: RefSeq, a predicted model, not a curated record
AUGGCUAGCUUCAAGUCAUUAUUGUUAAAUGUUUUCUUUUUUUCGUUGGUACAAAUAAGGUGCGAGUCACAUGACGAGAAGAAGUGUGAACAAUGGGAUUCGUGGUCUGCGUGCAAGAACGGAAUUAGCACCAGGAUAUGUUUAACGGACGAAUCCGUAACAGAUGAGGUAACCUGCCAAGUGUGUGACGUUUGGGGAGAUUGGUCUGCUUGUAAAAAUGGAAAGAGACACAGAAUAGUAGUUAACUGUCCCUUCAUUCGGGAAGAUCAGGAUUGUGAUCCAAACAAGUCAAACGAACAAAACACCGGAAAUAAUACCACCAUUUAUUUUAACAAUUACGAUCAUGAUCAUGAUGACGAUGAGCAUGAUGACAACUUCGAAGAGACCUUGGAGGAAGAAAGCAAUUUACCCGUCACGGGGGAUAGCAGCCAACCGAGUUUCCUCCAACGAAAUUCUCAUAUGGAAGGAAAACAGGACGGCAUGAGCGAAAGUUUCGCGCACAUUGACGAGGCGGAUGCGACUGUGCAGCAGCACAACGAUAUGUUGACAGACACGACCUCCUCUGAAGAGUCACCCUUCGCAAGUGAUGCGAACAACGAAAUACAUGAAAAUCACCUCAACCAAGAUGCUGUGCAUGAACCACAUAAUAACAUUGAUGAAGCACAAACGGAUGAAACACAUUUGAGCAGUCACAACCUCGCACAUGAAGAAGCGGACGCAGCCCCAUUCAGUAUGCCCAAAAGAGCAAGGAAUUUCCGUGAACAUAAGUUUGAGGAUUUUUCAAGCACCUCUGGAGAAGGCCAAAAUGCAAAUAAUACAGAGGGAAAUACAAAUUAUAACAGCUUCAACGAACAGGAACAAAAUCAGUAUGAACACAGCAACAGUGAAGGGAGACAAAAAAAACACAAUACCGGAGCGGGAAAUGGAGGUGCACCAAAGUUUAAUCAAACAUACAUCGCCAGUGGAAUGGGUCUUCUCUUUCUCGUAACUGGAAGUGCCGCUAGCUAUGCUUUGUAUAACGGCAAGUACCAACAACUGAAUGAACAGGCAAAGAAUGAAAAUUUUGAAGUCAUGUUUAACGAAGACAUGAAGGCUAAAGAAAGCAGCAAGUCCAUGUACGAGGAUGAGUUCUGGGCCCUCGGUUGA